GUUCUUCUUGUCAGACAGUUUUAUGUGCUCAAUUGGUUAAUUCUAGACCGGAAGAGAAGAAUUUGGACGCUCCCUGAGGGUACAUGAAUAUCGCUGAUCACUCAUCAAUCAAUCCCGCGCGCCUGGCCUCAGUAAUAGGUGUACCCGGGGAUCGUCAUUUCCUGACGUGAAAAACCGGAGCUACAUGUACGAGUUUGUAUAUGUGUGUGUUUGAUUAUUUUCCUUUACGGAAACUUUUCUGAAAUGGCUUGUUAACAAUGAGUCAGCGGCAACAAGUGCACAAUGUGUUUGUUUAAUUAUCACGGAAUUAUCGCGGAAGUUGAUUUCUGGAUAUUGUAAUUACCACCGAAAUAAGUAUGAGUACUGCAGCCUUACAGUGUUUGAGUACCACCGUGUGUGCCAGCCUACCGGAGCCCAUCCACCCAUGUGCCCUCCUGCCCCCAAAUGACCCAGAUGCAGGUUCAUUCCCUGACAUCUAUAAUAGUAUACAGCAGUUCAAACUCUCAAAACCUACAUGGUCAGACUACACAGAAAGAUGUUUAUUUAGAGAUUCAACAGAAAGAACAGAUAAUUCCACCUAUAUAUCAAAAGUUGCUGCUGUCACCACGAAGGCUAUAACCACGACACAGGGGGAGACAACCAGUGUGUAUCACACAGUAACUCAUACUCUUACAGAGACAGUGACCAAUGUCACAAUAGACGUCAGGCCAGGCACCGUCAUCUCAGAUGGGGAAACAUCCAUUGAUUGGGUCAUCCCUGUGGCCAUUGUUGGCUCGCUCGUCAUCAUCAUCGCCAUCGUCUUCAUCGUCUACAAAACCUGUCAUCACGCCAAAAGUUUUCAUAUGUUUACUGAUUUAGAAAGAAUUGUCAUUAGAAAGAGUUCAACAAAGCAAGGCAAUAACACAAACCUUAGUUACCAUGAUAUGUUCCUGGUAGUUGGAUGUGACAGUGCAGACAAAGGAGGUAACGCUAAGGCACCGGAGGAAGCACAAGCAGAAGCAAUAGUUGGUAUUGAAGUGAAAACAAAUGGAAGCGAAAUUGAUACAGAGGAUAGUGUUUCCAUAUCAAUAACAGAUGUAAAAAAUCAAGAAAGACAAGACCAUGAUACAACAUCUGAUUCCGGAGUUGCCUCUGAGGAGAAUUUACAAACAUUUCAUACUUUAGGUACAGCAAAAAGUAAAGAACAGCUUGUUAAACAGGAUGAUUUGUGUCCAGAUUCAGAUGAUGGUUCGUUGGCUGUGGUUAAUGUAAGCUUCACCAAAGACAAUGGGAAGGCAGAGUACAUGGCACAACACCUCACAAAACACACUAAUAGUGCUGAUGAACAAAAUAGCCCCCAGCAAAGUACCGGGUCGGAUCAAAGGGAACAGGAUGUUUCCAACACUAUAGGUGCAGAAGAGGCAUGUGUUAGUGAAAUGGAAGUUAAUGAAAGUGAUAAGGACCAGAGUCAGUCAAAAUCUAAUAACAUUGAGAUUCCAUUUAUUACGGACAUCAAAAGUAGCAGUUCACUCAAUACCUUUAACCAUAAUGAACCACAACCAAAAGUAGAUAAUGUGUUUUCCCAUGAUAAUUUAGUAGCUGAAGGAACUGACAUAAGAGAAUCAAGCACCCCAAAAUUUACAAAUGAAAAUUCCAACAUUCUACAUAAUGAAUCUUCUGUGGAUGAAGUUUCUCCUGACUCUCAGGAUAUGGAACAGAAGUGUGGUCAUAGCAUAGGGGACCUGUUACUUAGUGAUGGAGUCGCCAUAGAGAAUGGCAUACAAGUGUGUGGUGGUGCUGAUGAUAGUACCGAUUAUAAAAAUGGGCUAGAAGCCUUGGACAAUGCUGAUGAGUCGGUAGUUACGAGUCUUGGCAACAGUAACAGUGAUAGUAACAGGACCAGUAGUACCAUAGACAGUCGCAAGUCAGACCUGCGGUCAGAUUUGGAGAAUUUGUUCAAUAAUUUUUGAAUUGCAUACAUUUUCUAUAUUUUUAUUGGUAUUGGUGACCAAAAUUAUCUUUAAAUAGUUUUAUGAAAUCCUACAAAUUAUUGUUUAAUGUCUCUUACUGAAAUUAAAAUUAAGAAUAAUUUUUCAUCUUUUUGGGGAUCAAGAUAUUUUCUGUGAGAAAUCAAACUGAAGAAACGGUGUAAAAGGAUUUCAUGCUUAAUCCCGAUCCAUAUAAAACUUCAGUUUUUAAUUGAUCUUGAGUUAAUUUCUGAUUAUGAACGUCCACAUUUGUCAUUCAUGAAAAGCAGUAUUCAAAUAUGUUUCACUUUAUUGGCAAUCGGAUAUUGUAUUGUCAUUUGGAGAUAAUAUAAUUAACAAUUAUUAUUGUACAUUGAAAUCAAGCUAUAAUUGUAUGAUGGUACAUGCAUUAAAAACUGUACAGUUGUUAGCAUAAUCAUUGUGCAAGUUCGAGGUGAUCAUUUAUAAAUAGUAUCACAUAAUGGGAUAGAGCAAUACCAUGUUGAGACCUAAUCUAAUGUCACAAAUAUCACAUGAGCUUACCUCCGUGGUUAUUAAUCAGGUUAAUGAUUUCACCGUUUGCACUUGUUAUUAUAUGACAUCCAUUAUGUCUCCACAUUAUUACGUGACUUGUAAUUCAUGACAAUGUCAAUCACUUUGAUAACUGAAGUUCUUUCAGACAAAAAUCACACUCCUCUGCAAUUUUUUUUGGAUGAUAAUGGACACUUCAGAUUUUUUGAUGGUUAUAAUGGCCAAUUGCAUAACAAAUACAGAGAGAGUGACUACUAAAUAUAGCUUCGUUUAUUCUCAAGUUGCAAUAAUAGACCUUGUAUGUUUAUUUGACUUUUGUUUGGAAUGUCUACUGUUUUUUUCCUUUGAUCUGAGAGUUUUUGAGAGGUGUUAUUUAGUAGUUGCUUCAUGUGAUGAAUUUUUAAUCAUCAAGUGCACUAUUUAUAUAUGUUUGCAUAAUGGAGUUUUUUUAGUGCUUAUUGAGCAUAGGAUCACAUAUAAGAAAUAGCCCAUUGUUCUGCUUAUUGCCCUCAUAUCUUAUUGUGUUCGUUCCCAGUUCUUAGAAGGGACUAAAGAGGUUCAUCACUGUAACUAAUGUAUAUACUGAUACAGUAUCAACAUUGACAUAAUGGGUCAAUGCAAUUUGUAAGUAUUUUAUUUAACUUAAUCCAUGCUAUUUAUUUUAUGUAUCACUUUUGAUGAAUAUGUAUUCUUUAGUAAUGCUUUCUCUUUAAGUAAGAAACUUAAAAUUUCACUGGUUGGUUAAUAUUUACAGGUUAGUU
Ylistrum balloti is the source of this 3238-nucleotide messenger RNA. RefSeq lists its product as uncharacterized. The record is from RefSeq and is a predicted model, not a curated record. The transcript has 8 exons. NCBI's taxonomy places the organism in Eukaryota, Metazoa, Mollusca, Bivalvia, Pectinida, Pectinidae. The coding region runs from base 357 to 1949 and encodes 530 amino acids.